UUGAAUCUCCAGCGUUGUGGACAUACUGAAGUCAAGUCAAAUCUCAGCGCGUUUCUACACGUAAGGAUAAACACAAGACCAGAAGAUUCGCUAAAGCCACGAGCCAGAGAAUGAUUGUCGCCGACGUCACAGCUCUCAUAACCUAGCACCGCAGCUUCCAUUCCUGCAUCUGCCUCGUCACGCUUAAGUCGAAUUCUUCCAGCAAGAGCGAGGUCGCGCUAUGGUUCAGCAUCCUACACUCAAUUCCAGCAUCAGAUCUUCGUAUGGCUCCGUAGUGACCGACACCCCUCCCAAGAACUUUGCGCCGAGCCCACGCCGCCGUCUCACACAAUGGUACAUUAACAUGGCUCUCAUUAACUUCGUCGAGUUCGCGGCCGAGUCCUCGCGUGGCGUUGUGUUGGCCACGCUCUUCCUUUACAACAAGUCGCUUGGUGGCGAUCUGGCCUUCAUGGGCUUGCUCACGUCGCUCUUCUCCGUCGGGCGCCUCAUCUCGUCCACAGUGUUUGGCUGGAUGUGCGACCGCUACUCAUUCCGAUCAGUAUACCUCGUAUCGUCGGGUAUCUGCCUGGUGGGCAACCUCAUCUACCUCAUAGCCGACAUUCACGUGACCGAUAGCUUGACGAUGCUGGCUGCAAGUCGCUUCAUCGUGGGCUUCGGAGCUGGCAACCGCAGUGUGUGCCGUGCCAACGUCGCGGCCAUGACCACUGUCAACCAGCGACUGCGCUAUCUCACAAUCCUAGCGACGGUGGUUUUCCUCGGGUAUGCUUUGACGCCAGGACUAGGCAGUCUCGUAGCGGAUGUGGACGUGUUCUUCUGCGGCGUGCACUUCAACAAGUUCACUUCACCCGGCAUGAUCCUCGUGGUGUUCAACCUGCUGACAAUCUUCGCCAUGCUGACUACUUACGACGCGUCCGUCGGCAUCCACGACGGCCCACUCGAGACCCCGAACACCGCCGCAACCAAGAACACGCUGUCUGACUUGACAUCUAUGCCGGAGCGUAUCGUGAACAUUGGCGCCAUGGUGUUUAUCUUCCUCAACUUCACUGCGCGCGGUAUCUUGUCGGUGUUCGAGACGGUGAACAUUCCGUUGUUCCUUCAGGUGACUGGCAGCGACCCCAACAGUGUCGUCGCAGUGGUGGACGCUUCCAACUUCCAGUUCUACCUUGGUCUUCUGGGUCUCGUGUCCUACUUCUCCAUCGAAUACUUCCGCAAGAGCAUGACGGAUGUCAACUGGGUGCAGCUCGGAUUCAUGUUCCUGCUUUCGGGUAACGUUCUUCUAGUGGUGAUGCCUGCGUCUCUGACCUUUGACCGCUUGGCGUUUGCGGAGCUAUUGGUGUGGAGCAUUGGCUGCCCGAUCACGACUGCAGUUGUGGUGGCUGCCUUCUCCAAGCUACUUGGCGGGCGGCCGCAGGGUACACUUAUGGGCCUUCUGGGAUCUGCCGGCUCCGUUUCGCGCAUAAUUUUGCCGCUGUUGCCUGCUGCUAUCCCGACAUUGACCCCAGUGUUCAUGAUCAACAUCGCACUGUGCGGUCUUAGUGUGGCGCUGCUGUGGUGGUACAGCAAAUUGGUGUACAGGACCAAGGUUGCUCUGCUCGCAGACGUCGAGAACGCUUACCGGGUGGUAUCACCGCCGAACGAUUUGCGAUCUCCGCUGGGUUCUGAUAAGGUGGAUUUUGAAGAUAACUAGAUGAAGUAGGCUAUAAAAACCAAAAUGCUGUUGAUGAUACUUUAGUAAUCGUUGCCAAUUUCUUAACGUAACGAGCAGUGUUGCAUGAUCGCACUUGCAGAUUCAUAAUCCGUUUCUAGAAGG
Messenger RNA from Phytophthora nicotianae INRA-310, 1810 nucleotides. RefSeq lists its product as hypothetical. Gene Ontology annotation, molecular function: transmembrane transporter activity. The record is from RefSeq and is a predicted model, not a curated record. Gene Ontology annotation, biological process: transmembrane transport. Lineage: Eukaryota; Oomycota; Peronosporomycetes; Peronosporales; Peronosporaceae. Bases 221 to 1687 code for a protein of 488 amino acids. The transcript has a single exon.